Encephalitozoon romaleae SJ-2008 is the source of this 591-nucleotide messenger RNA. Its product is annotated as 3-methyladenine DNA glycosylase. Gene Ontology annotation, molecular function: alkylbase DNA N-glycosylase activity; DNA binding. The transcript has a single exon. Gene Ontology annotation, biological process: base-excision repair. NCBI's taxonomy places the organism in Eukaryota, Fungi, Microsporidia, Unikaryonidae. The record is from RefSeq and is a predicted model, not a curated record. The coding region runs from base 1 to 591 and encodes 196 amino acids.
AUGGAGAUUCCAUGUAUAGAGCUUGCAAGAGAGCUUCUGGGGAAGAUACUGUGCAGGAGAAUGGAGGGGAAGACUAUGAAAGGGAUGAUAGUUGAGACCGAGGCAUAUGUAGGGCGGGAGGACAAGGCAUGCCAUGGGUAUGGAGGAAGAAGAACGGAACGGAACUCAGCAAUGUACAUGAGAGCAGGGACAUGCUAUGUAUAUAAGAUAUAUGGAAUGUAUGAAUGCUUCAACAUCUCGUCUGUGGAGGAUGGUGCUGGAGUGCUUAUACGGGCAGUGGAACCUCUGUGUGGGAUUUCCUUGAUGAGGAGACAUAGAGGAGGCAGGGUCAAGGACCGGGACAUUGCAAAUGGGCCAUCGAAGCUGUGCAUUGCAAUGGGAAUAACACGGAAGGAGAUCGACAAGGAAUGGAUUAUGUCCAGUUCUAAGAUAUGGAUUGAGGAAGGAAUGGAAGUUGCGGACACCUCUGUUAUUGUGGGAAAAAGGAUUGGGAUAAGGAACUGUGGAGAGUGGGAAGAGAAGGAGCUUCGGUUCUACAUAAAAGACAACGAGUUUGUUAGCUGUAUUAGAAGGAAGCGAGGCAAGCAAUAG